AUAUUUGUUUUCGUCAGCGAUGAGUGUGUGUUCAGCAUGUCAUCAUCUAUUCUCUCUGGUCUGGUCAGCCUGUGAGUGGGUUGAGUCAAUCACUGCUGUCUCCUCCUUUCCUCGUGCCAUUGGUCAGUUCCACAUAAAGAAAUCUCGUGACGAUUGUGUACAAUCAGAGGCUGAGAGGCCGAGAUUCUGUCAAUGGCAUUUUCACUCAGACUGAGAGAAACCUCCUCACUGACACUGAUGUUCAGGCGAUGGAAAUCACUCAAGCACAAGCAGACGUCGGUCUGCCUCGUCUCUGCCAACACAUCAGUUUCAAAUCAAAAUGGGGACAAACUCAACAGACUGAUUAACAGCGAGUAUUUGGGGGCCGCAGAGGCGAGAUCUGUGGAGCGCGGAGGCCGAGCGCGGCUCCGCGGCGGAGGGAUGAACGUGGGCAUCCAAACUAAUCGCUUUAGCACUUCAAGACUUUGCAAAGCUGGCGGAGAGUCCGGCUCUUUUACAUGGGAACAGGCUGAUAUUUAUGUCCCGCUAAAUGCCCUGCCAUAAAAAGACAGCUCUGGAAUAAUUACGAACUAAUAUUAACGCAGUUUAUUUAUUGUUAACGUUAUAUGCAUACACGGCCAAUUUUUCUGCUUUGCUGUAAGAGCGUGUAAAGCUUGAUAAAGAAGCGCUUUAAAAUGCUGAAAAAUUUAAAAACAAAUACCCAGUUUCAUUUAGAAAUGUAUCAUAAUGUUAAAAAUAAAUAUUAUUUCAAGUUUCAGCCUCCGCCUUUUUUCUCGCAUGUUUUCCCUCGGAGUUCCUCCCCCUGCGGCGCUGGGCGGAGUUUCAUACCGAACCAGACGCUCCUUUUGUCGGAUUCGUUUCGACCUGACUCCCCGGGGUUUACGGCUAAAAAACAGGCACUUAAACACAGUAAAACCGUUUAACACGUAUAAAUCGCUAAUCUGCAAACGCGUCCGUGACGGAAUAUUGAAAAAGCCACUUGGCCAGUGAAGUGUCAAGGUGGAGCUUUGGUGAACUCUGUCAUCAUGAAUGGCAGCACCAGUGUGUCUGGCAGCCAGACUGGACGUAUUAAAAUUGAGUCAGUUGCCGAUACAUGGAGCAAAGAGGACUGUCUGAUGCUGCUGGAGAGGAUACGCAGUCUGCUACCUGAUGGAGACACAAUGAAGUAUAAAACCACAGAGUCCCAUUUUGACUGGGAGAAGGUGGGCUUUGGGGGCUUCUCUGGAGACAUGUGUAAGCAGAAAUGGCAGAAAGUUUCCACAGAGGUGCGUAAAUACAGAACGAUGACAGAGCUCAUUGUCGAUGCUAUCGAAUAUGUGAAGAAUCCUUAUAAGGGGAAAAAAUUGAAGACGCAUCCAGACUUUCCGAAGAAACCUCUCACUCCCUACUUUCGCUUCUUUAUGGAGAAGCGUGCCAAGUAUGCAAAAAUCCACCCUGAGAUGAGCAAUUUGGAUCUCACCAAGAUUCUGUCCAAAAAAUACAAAGAGCUUCCUGAAAAGAAAAAGCUCAAGUACAUUCAAGAGUUCCAGAGAGAGAAAGAGUCUUUUGAGAAGAACAUGGCACGAUUCAAGGAGGACCACCCAGAUUUAAUAGAGGAGAGGAAGAAGUCAGACCUCCCAGAGAAGCCCAAGACCCCUCAGCAGCUGUGGUACAACCAUGAAAAGAAGACCUACAUGAAAAUCCACCCCGAGGUGAGCCAGAAGGAGCUGAAGGAAGCGUUACGCAGACAGUGGUCUCAGUUAUCAGACAAAAAGAGGCUGAAAUGGAUCAGCAAAGCUCUAGAGCUGCAGAAACAUUAUGAGGACACCAUGAGAGCUUAUAUUGAAGCUCAUCCAGAUGCUAAUUCAGAUGAGCACGUCAAAUCGGUCCUGACCAAGGCUGAACGGCAGCUUAAGGACAAGUUUGAUGGCCGGCCAACCAAACCACCACCAAAUGGCUAUUCUCUAUACUGUGCUGAACUAAUGGUAAACAUGAAGGACGUGCCAAGUACGGAGCGAAUGGUGCUGUGCAGUAAACAGUGGAAGAUGAUGACCCAGAAAGAGAAGGACGCGUUCCAGAAAAGAUGCGAACAGAAAAAGAAACAGUACGAGAUUGACCUUCAGAGGUUCCUUGAAAGUCUCCCAGAUGAGGAGAGAGAGCGAGUGAUGGGAGAGGAGAAGCUGGGUGGCUCCAGGCUGAGCUUAGGGGGCGCAGGAAGCCCCCUAAGGGCCAAAUCCCCAUCUGCGAAGGUGGGCAUCUGCAAGGAUCGGGUUCGUGACCCUGAGCUGGAUCAGUGGGUGCAUGGACUUUCAAAAGAGAAGCGAGACAGUAAGAAGAAAACACGGCUUCCUGAAACGCCUAAGACUCCAGAAGAGAUGUGGCAGCAGAGCGUGAUAGGAGACUAUCUGGCUAAAUACAGAAGCGACCGGAAGAAAGCACAGAAUGCAAUGGACGCCGCUUGGAAGGCCAUGGAAAAGAAGGAGAAGAUUCCGUGGAUCAAGAAAGCUGCAGAGGACCAGAAGCGAUACGAGGUUCAGUACCGAACCGUGAGGGAGCUGUUAGAGAUGAGAACGGUUCUGUCAGGACAAGGACAGAGAAAACCCAAAUUCGAUGGCGAGCCUAAAAAGCCCCCUGUGAGCGGUUAUCAAAUGUUCUCUCAGGAACUCUUAACCAACGGCGAGCUGAAUCACUUCAGCCUGAAGGAGCGCAUGGUGGAGAUUGGCAAACGGUGGCACAAACUUAGCCAAAGCCAGAAGGACAAAUAUAAAAAACAGGUGGAGGAACAACAGCUCGAGUACAAAGCUGAACUUGAAGCUUGGGUGAAGUCACUAUCCCCUCAGGAGCGUGCAGUUUAUAAAGAGUUCUCCUCUACGAAACGGCGAAGCACAACAAAAGCUCAAGGUCCCGGGGCCAAAGUGCGCGUCACCAAGGGGAAGGCGGUAGGUGCCAGAGCCGCAACAGUGGGUCCCGGGGGGGGCAAGCGUUCCAUGGCGUACCGGGCCAAGCAGGACACAUCAGACUCCGAUGACGACGACGAAAAAACAGACACUUCCGAUUCGGAGGAUGAUGAUGACGAGUCGUCUGGCAGCACGGAUAGUUAUGAGGAUGACGAAGAUGAUGAGAAUGAAGAGGACGAUGAUGAUGACCGAUCAGACGGCUCCAGCAGCUCAUCAUCAGAAGACAGCAGCGACUCUGAUUCAGACUAAUCCGUCCCAGGCUCUCUCACAAGGGGGCUGUGCCGGACACACCCCCUAAUCUAACACCCCUCCCAAAGGCAGAGAGGGUGUCCUGUAGCUGUGAGCUCACAGCAUGCCCACCGUAAUCUGGUUCCCUUUCUUUACAGGGCAAGAAACCACAAGAUAUGGUGGCCGACAGCUCUCCCCGUCAUCAUGUCCAUACGACAGACUUAAAGUCAAUUGGACGCCAUGUUGUUUUCUUCUUUUCUUUUACAGGAGCUGUGUUACAUGUUUGGUAAUGGCAUCAAUUUUUAUUGCCUUUAUAUAGGUGUGUUAUUAAAUAAUCUGUGUUGGCUGUUUUGUUCUUUUUGUUUUAACUUGAAAAUAAUUUUCGGAUUGAGCCGGUUGAGCUUUUGUACGUUUGGAAAGCAUCAGGGUUGCUCGGAGGUGGACGUUCGGGAUGAGAGACUUUGCAAUGGAGAUGAAAUCCCCCUGUUCUCCUGUUUAUAUUUGUCCGCCUCAGAGAGUUGCCGGGGCUGUGAGGGCUAUACCAGCUGCUCAAGACUUGUUUAAAUCAUUCUGUUGCAGAUUUUGCGUAAUAAAUGCACUUUUUUCCUUCUUGUA
Molecule: messenger RNA, 3779 nt
Organism: Danio rerio (zebrafish)
Lineage: Eukaryota; Metazoa; Chordata; Actinopteri; Cypriniformes; Danionidae
Source: RefSeq, a predicted model, not a curated record